GAGCACACGUGGAAGCAGCGCCAAACUGCUAGCUUAAUCCAAGUUCAAAACAUGCCGAAAUCCCCAUGCAGCCAUCCUCAUGCACUUAACCAAGCUCCAGUUUGUGCCUGUCGUGUAACGUAUUAGCCAAUUUGCGAUUUUUGUUUCCUAAUCCAAAGAUGAAAGUUUGUGGCUACCUGGAUAGAAAACAGAGUUGCGAGAAAUGGAUGUUUUGCUCUGUCAAUGUGAAGCAAAUAGAGGAGAGGAUAUCCACAAGCCGAGGGGCAACAACCAGACCUCACCUUCCUAUAAGAUGUCUAAUGGCUACAUUCUACCUGAGGGUAAACUGACUCCCAACGCCCUCUUUGUUGGUGGGAUUGACAUGAAGGUGGAUGAAAAUGAAAUGCGCGACUUCUUUGCAAGAUAUGGUGCUGUUAAGGAAGUAAAAAUUAUCACGUACCGUGGAGGGAUCUGCAAAGGGUAUGGGUUUGUGUACUUCAAUGAAGAUGUCAACAUUCAGUCAAUCAUUGACCAACAGAUCAGUUUUAAGGGCCGGAAACUCAAGCUGGGCCCUGCCAUCAUGAAAGAAAGGAGCUCUCGGUUCAUGCCAUCCCGUCUGGUUGGCCCAGCUCCAUGGAUGAGCCCCACUCAGUACUUCUACUGCGCUUGCUGCUCACCCGUUGGAGGGGGUAUGGCACAACCUUCGCCUAUGCUGAAUGGAGGCAGCCCCUACAAUCAGCCAUACUCCUAUUCCAACUUUGGAGGGGUCAUGAUCCCACAGAUGCCAGUGAACUACGCACAGAAUGCCUACGCCUACCAGUACACUCCACCUCACUGGACGGCGGACCAGAGGACACGGCCUGUCAAUCAGAGCUUUGUGGACUGUGGAGUACAGACCAUGCUGACUGUGCUGUAGUCCACAGCUACUGAGCCCCAUGCCAGAUCAAGGCUACAGUGAGUCAAAGUGCAGACAGGAAGACAUCUUGAUGUUGUGGACAGCUGGAAGCAACCCAAAUCCUCAGACUGUUUUCAGAAUGCCCUCCUCUCUCCUCCCUUCCCUCAACUUCUGAGAUCAAUUUUAACACCAGACUGCAGGAUCUCUCCUCUUCACCUGUACUAGUUUGAUCACAGUCACUUUGACCACAACUGGUAGGGACCUGGGGCCUUGUGGUCAACUGCUUUUAACCUACAUGGAUCACAGUAACAGUCGCACAGGAAGAGCAGAGCACCCUCACCAUACAAGCUACUUAGUGGGCUCACUUUUUUGUUGUUUUUUUGUGUUUUCCUUUGUUAAUUACCCCCAACAAAAAAUGGAAAAGACUUUUAAGCUCACUCUUUGUGCCUAUUUAUAUUUUAUUAUUUAUUUUUUGAAUUAUUUUAAAUGUUUGUUUGUUUGGGGCUCUCUGUACAUAAAAGGUAUGUUUAUAUAUAUUGUAACAAUGUCUUGACAGCAAUCUGUUUGUUUCAGCAGUAGACUGCGUCUUUAACUCAAGUUCAGGUCUAAUGCUCCUCCGAUAAAGAAACUUCAUUAACUUGUUAACUAUGGGCACAUGCUUAUACCAUUAAUUUCAAGCACUCACAUUUAUUUUGUGCUCUUUAUUUUUGUUUCAUCGGGUGUCGAUGGAGGCAGUAAAUGUGUCAGUUCUGUCACAUUAUAGCGCCUCGUCAGUAUCACUGAAUACCGCUGUCUGGAUCAAACGACAGACUUUCAGGUUGAUUUCUGCAGAGAAUGUUGUGGUACAUUGAUCAUCUUGUUGCAGCUCUAAACUGUCCCAUCCUGUGACUGAUGUUUCACACUCAAGGACAAUCACGGCAUCAAUUUAUGUUUUCUCAUAACUCAUCAAUCAACUUAUAUUUGGGAAAAAGAGUGCAAAACAGUUUUAAUCCACUUUGAAAAUGAAGGACAUGAUUUAAAGUGAUGUGCUCUACUGCAUUUGUUUCUUUGGGAAAAUUGUUCACUGUACAUGGUUCACUUUAUCCUGGUUUGUUUCAGCUUUUGGGUUUCUUUCUGGGUGAUCUUGCACAAAACCUUUUACUGGCAUCGCAUGAGUGAGCAAUACUUUUUUAUAUAUAGUUUUUUUUUUCCAGUAAGUGCACUAUAUUUGUCUUGAGUUUACUUCUAUACGCUUUAAAAACAGCUUGGAGAUGCACAUUUGGUGUAUGGUGUACAUUACAGAUUUUCUUUUCCCAGUUUUGCAUUGUUUUAAUUGGGCAUUGUUGGGCAUUUACAGUAUUUGGGCCACAGGGUCUCCUGUGUGCAGACAUCUGAUUGUAUUGAUAGAAUCGUUUUGUUCAGAGAGCCUGGACACUGCACUGUUUGGUUUGGGUUAUUGUUAAUGUUCAUGUUUUGCAGGAUUUGGAUAUUUUUGUCUGGAAAAUAAUAAAUGUUGAACAAUGUUAUCAUUUAA
This is a messenger RNA of Thunnus maccoyii (southern bluefin tuna), 2387 nucleotides long. It is a transcript of the gene dazl, whose product is annotated as deleted in azoospermia-like. The record is from RefSeq and is a predicted model, not a curated record. The transcript is spliced from 10 exons. The coding region runs from base 203 to 895 and encodes 230 amino acids. Gene Ontology annotation, molecular function: mRNA 3'-UTR binding. NCBI's taxonomy places the organism in Eukaryota, Metazoa, Chordata, Actinopteri, Scombriformes, Scombridae.